Schistosoma margrebowiei is the source of this 2372-nucleotide messenger RNA. The record is from the annotation of a GenBank genome assembly. NCBI's taxonomy places the organism in Eukaryota, Metazoa, Platyhelminthes, Trematoda, Strigeidida, Schistosomatidae.
CUGCCUCACAAGGCCGAUUACGCAAUCAAGGUCAGUAGGUGUGGCGAUGUUUUGUUGGUUCGGCAAUAAGCUUUGGGAUGCUCAUACAUUUAUCAUCCAAAUGAAAAACCACGUCGACGUUUUCGUUAUAUUGUUCAGUGCAGUUGGAAUGUGGCUAUCUGAAUUUCCGAAAUGUUCACAGUAAAUGGGUUAAUCCAGAGAUUUCUGAAUGUUUCGUUGAUGCAUAUUUAUUUUCAGGUCAGUUAGGGUUACUAAAGACAGCUCAUCAUUCGGCGCUCUGUUUAGUUCUGAGUCAAAUGUGUAUGAUUUGGCUAACAGCUCGUAUGAUAUAGAAUACGCGCCCUCUACUACUGUGUCAAGUGUGCUUCUAUAUGCCAAUUGGGACGCUGAUUCAAAUAGUGUUAGAUCAAAUUUCGAAGCUGUUCAGAACAUGAUUCCUUAUAAUAUCUUUGCAGUUAAUUGCGGUUUAUCAUCCUCCUUAUGUGGACAGACACAUAGAGUGAGACAUUUCCCUCUACUAAAUGUUCGCACUUCUCCAACAACCACGAUCCAAUACUCAGGACCAUAUACAAUCAGUCAUUUACUCAAGCUGUUUCAGUUUAUCGGCUUCCCGUUGAAAACCAUCCAUAAUUUGGAAGAUCUACACCUUCUCAUACUAAGUCAUAAAGUAUAUACUCUUUGAUAAUGUUUCAAAUUUUGAGGUGAUUGCUCUAGGAUCUUUUGAUUUCCAGCGCACGCAAGAUGUGUCUGAUUUCGAUCAUUUUUAUCAAAUGUCAGUUUCGACAAAAUAUAAAGAAGUUCCACACCAGAUGAACAAAAAUAUUGUGUUUUCUGUAGCCUCUCCACAUUUUUAUCACCUUAAUUUUGGUGAAAUAAAACCACAUCUUACUUUAAUUAUUUCGUGUGGCAACACAUCACAUGUUGAUGUUCAAAGUUUUGGUGAGCGUGGCUUGCACAACUUAUCUGAGAAUCUGUUCAAAUCUCGAAACCAUAGUACUACUACUUGUUUUAAUCCAGUGGAUAUAACCCCCUUGAACAAUCGGCGCUCUAACUUAUGGAAUAAUAUACUGAGAAAAACGCCCGUACUUUUGUUGAUUGGCCCUCACAUGUCCUUAGCUGAGCCAAUGGACUUACCACUGUACUUGCUAAAAUUGUUAAAACUGUCUUACUUUCCACAUGAUGAGUGUCACACUUUCAUAGUAAAUCCAGCAUUUACAAAUUUCAGUUUGAAUCUCACCAUGAGAGAUUCACUGAAAAUUAUGAAUAGAGGCGCGAUUGUUACAGCACAUAAGCGUUGCAAAUUAGCAGCUUAUUGUCCAAAAUGGUGGGAUUUUGUCAGCUUCCACAUUGGGAUCAGUAACGAAAGCAUUUGUGAGCUGCGAGAACGAUUUUCUGAAUUUAUCACUGAUGAUAAUUCAUCAGACCCCAUGUCGGAUUUACUUCGGAGUCAUAAACUAAACUCAACUGCAUCAAGAAUUCUUGCGUUACUUAAAAAUCAAACUGUUGCGGAAGAUGUUAUCAAGUAUGCUGUCAGUUUAUUGUAUGAAAUUUCUCUUUAUGAUAAACAGAAUGAAAUGUACUCGUCAUCAUCAUUACCCAAUGAUUAUAAUUGGAUUGAUAGUGGGGUUAUUGUGGAACAAUUGAAUUUUAUGUGUUGUCAUUGGUAUCAUGUUGAUCGUUUGGUUAAUAUGCAUGAAACAUUUGGUCCUGAAUGUCAGUUAGAUCCGAUACUUGCAGAUGCAUCUUAUGAAAAUCUGAAGAAUUCAGUUAUUUACAAUUUAGGUUGUUCAUUAAACAGAACAUUAGAAUUCCAUACAUUGGAUUCACAUUUGCAACCAACAUUAGCUUGGGAAAUUGGUGGAUAUUCAAACGACUCCAGUUGGCUUAAUUCUAACAGAUGGGGCGCUGCAAUUAUUGAUAUGCAGAAUGAAAAUGUUUUUCGUCUUGAGGAAGCUGUAAAUUUUCAGUCUUUAAGUCAAUUCAUCGCAGGUUUUCACAAUUCCACUUUACGACCUUGGUUACGAUAUCCAAAAGCAAGUCAACACACAUCAGUCAACUCUUCAGUGUCUAGUGAUUUACUUAUCGUUGAUGUUAAAAGUUCAGUACACUUAACGAAUUUAAUUGAUCAGUCAUCCGGUUUAGAAAAGUCAAGGAAAAAUUUAAUUUUGCUCUAUUACUCGUCAACAUGUAUAUAUUCAUUUGGUGGAAAUAGUGCUUUGUGGCAGUUUGAAGCAACAGCUCGGUUUUUCAAAUCAAACCAAUAUCUUUUGUUUGCUAGAGUGGACGUGUCGAAAUUAGACCUACCUUGGCAUCUGAGAGUUGAGAAUGUUCCGUGUAUAAUAUUUUUCCCUACCAAUCGGAAUCUCAUAUAG